Messenger RNA from Phyllostomus discolor (pale spear-nosed bat), 4468 nucleotides. RefSeq names its product transmembrane anterior posterior transformation 1 (gene TAPT1). The record is from RefSeq and is a predicted model, not a curated record. The coding region runs from base 182 to 2485 and encodes 767 amino acids. The transcript is spliced from 14 exons. Lineage: Eukaryota; Metazoa; Chordata; Mammalia; Chiroptera; Phyllostomidae. Gene Ontology annotation, biological process: maintenance of protein localization in endoplasmic reticulum; positive regulation of cilium assembly. Gene Ontology annotation, cellular component: endoplasmic reticulum membrane; ciliary basal body.
GGCGUCCUGGGCGCGUUAAAGCACAAAGCACCCCGCUUCUUGGGCCGAGUCCCUGAGGCCCGACGCUCCCCUCCGCGCCCCCACCUGUUGGACAGCAUCCCCGAGCUCCUCCUAGCCCAAGUGCUUUGCAAACCGCCAGCGGACACCCAGAGGCCUCGGAAUGUGACGGCCGACCAUAAAUAUGCAGCAGAGAUGGAGCCCCAGUAGCGGACACACGGGGCCGGGCCCCGCGGGGGUCGGGGACCUGGAGCCCGGCCCCCGCCGCCGUGGUCGCGCGGCCACUGCCAAGACCGGGCCGGCGGCGCCAACUCACUCCGGGCACCGAGCCUGCAAAAGGGGCCCCGGGCCGGCGGCCGGACACCUCGCAGACGGCGGGCAGCGGGCACAGCGGCCGGCGCCCCGGGGCUCCUCGGCGGAUCCUCCACCCGCCGCCGCCGCCGCCGCCGCCGGCGCGGAGCCCCGGAGGCGCCCGCUCUCCCCGGCCGCACGACCGGGCAGCAUGGAGCCCGGCGCGGGGCCCCGGACCACGGAGCCCGCGCGCCACGGCGAGGUCCGGAAAAAGAUGGCGGCCGCCGUGGCGGCGGCGGCGGCGGCCGCAGCUUCGUACGCGCCGCUGACGCCAAUGGCGCGCGCCGGCAGACGGGCCGCGGAUGGCGGCGGCGGCGGCGGCGGCGGCGGCGGCCCGGGCUCCGGAGAGGGGCGGGGCGAGGCGGGAAGGGGGCUGGCCGGAGGCGGAGGCCGGCUGGCUGGCUGGAGGGAGGCGGCGGGGUUAGUUUGCUCUCGGAACAUGGCGGGCGUCGGCGACGCGGCCGCCCCGGGAGAAGGCGGCCGCGGUGGCGCGGACGGCCCGGAGCGCGACGGUCGCGGCCAGGCGGAGCAGCCGGGCGGCGGCGGCGGCGGCGGCCACGGGCCCCCGCUGGCGCCUCAGCACACGGAGACGCUGGGCUUCUACGAGAGCGACCGGCGGCGGGAGCGGCGUCGCGGCCGCGCAGAGCUUUCAUUGUUGAGGUUCCUCAGUGCCGAACUUACAAGAGGGUACUUCCUCGAACAUAACGAGGCCAAGUAUACAGAAAGAAGAGAAAGAGUGUACACUUGUAUGCGAAUACCAAGAGAAUUGGAAAAGCUCAUGGUUUUUGGCAUCUUUCUGUGCCUGGAUGCAUUUCUGUACGUGUUCACCCUGCUUCCCUUGAGAGUGUUCCUGGCUCUCUUCAGGCUCUUCACGCUGCCUUGCUACGGCUUAAGGGACAGGCGCUUGCUGCAGCCAGCCCAGGUGUGUGACAUUUUGAAGGGCGUCAUUUUGAUCAUUUGCUAUUUUAUGAUGCACUAUGUCGACUACUCCAUGAUGUACCACCUGAUCAGGGGGCAGUCGGUCAUCAAGCUCUACAUCAUCUACAACAUGCUCGAGGUAGCAGAUCGUCUGUUUUCAUCAUUUGGCCAAGAUAUAUUAGACGCUCUCUACUGGACAGCGACAGAGCCGAAGGAGAGGAAGAGAGCCCACAUCGGGGUGAUCCCUCACUUCUUCAUGGCUGUUCUCUACGUCUUUCUGCAUGCAAUUCUUAUAAUGGUGCAAGCGACGACUCUCAAUGUGGCGUUCAACUCGCACAACAAGUCGCUGCUCACCAUCAUGAUGUCGAAUAAUUUUGUUGAAAUUAAAGGAAGUGUUUUCAAGAAGUUUGAAAAGAACAAUCUUUUUCAGAUGUCAAAUAGCGAUAUUAAAGAGCGAUUUACAAAUUAUGUGCUUUUGCUAAUAGUCUGUCUAAGAAACAUGGAACAGUUUUCUUGGAAUCCAGAUCAUCUCUGGGUGUUAUUUCCAGAUGUCUGUAUGGUGAUUGCAUCAGAAAUUGCUGUGGAUAUUGUAAAGCACGCUUUCAUCACCAAGUUCAAUGACAUUACUGCAGAUGUCUACAGUGAAUAUAGAGCCAGCCUUGCUUUUGACCUUGUUAGCAGUCGACAGAAAAACGCGUACACUGACUACAGCGACUCCGUGGCGCGGAGGAUGGGCUUCAUCCCUCUUCCACUGGCUGUCUUGCUCAUCAGAGUUGUAACAAGCUCAAUUAAAGUGCAAGGAAUCCUGUCUUAUGCCUGUGUCAUACUCUUCUAUUUUGGGUUGAUAUCCCUGAAAGUGCUGAAUAGCAUUGUGCUAUUGGGGAAGUCCUGCCAAUAUGUGAAGGGGGCCAAAAUGGAAGAGAAGCUGUUCAACCCUCCCCCCACCGGCACUCCCAGCAAACCGCCUGGGAAACCGCAGAGCAAGUGUAAACCCUCUCCAGAAGAAAACCUGUCUGCCUCCGUCACCAGCCAGCCCAGCCAUCAGAAGGACAACGUGGUGCCGCUGCUCGUGACGAGCAGUUCUGACCAGUUCCUGACGACCCCCGACGGCGACGAGAAGGACAUAGCGCAGGAGAACUCGGAACUGAAGCACAGGUCCUCCAAGAAAGACCUCUUGGACAUAGACAGGUUCACGAUCUGCGGGAACCGGAUUGACUGAGCUCCGCGGCGCCGCGUGCCGAGCGCCGGGCCCUGGGGCGGCCGGGCUGCGCUGCUGGGCGGACAGAUGCGGAAAGUGGCACUUAAAUAUUUAUUUAAAAACUUAAAUUAUUAAUGGAAAGCAAAUCUUAGUAUCUUUCUUCCAGUGAUGUGGUCUGGUCGAAGGUCAGGUCAUGGACCAGCAGCCACCUCCAGCCUGGACCUUUGAGGGUCCCCCCUGCUUGGAGAAGCAGCAGGGUCACUUGCGGCCCCACGGGAACCACCUCAGAACCACUCUGCUCUGUCAGUCCGUGCUUCCAGAACACCGAAUUCGGCCCCAGGUCCCUCCAGUAGGAGGGCACGCACCUGGGAAACUGUGACGCUUUUGCCGAGACGUGGCCUGUCCCGGCUCAUGCAAUUUCCACGAACCGUUUUCAAGCUACUUGCUCUGCCAAAGCAUUUAAAAAAAGUAAUUGAACUCAAGUCAAGAUAAAUGUCCUCACCACAGAAUUAUCCUUGAAGAUGUAUCUGAAUUAUUCAGAAUAAAAGGCUACCUUAAGUAAGACAUGGUGAAUAGUAGCGUUUUAUAGGGGGAAAAAAGCCCUAAGCCAGUUUGUCUUAUUUAAAAAAUAUUAAUCAAUGAAGGUUAUGCAUCACCAAGAAAAUGUUUCAUAAUUUUUCAGUUUACUCUAAAGCAAAAUGUGACCUGUGUGUCGUUUAAUCGCAGUGGAUGAAAUAGAAAUUACCUUACAAAAAGGUACUUUUUAUACUGAAAAAGCAGAGCAGUGUCCAUGUCAAUGGACAGCCAACUGGUCUCGCUCUAAAACUAAGUGCUUCGGCAGUUGUUACAGUUCAGAGGAUUUGGUGUUGGACAGGCUGCAGAGCUGUCCGUGUACAAAAUGCAGAGAUGCUGACUGUGACCUUAGCUUUCUGAGUGACAGGUUUAAAGUAAACAGUGAAGUGGGCUGAGCGGCAUCGUCUGGCGUGGGCUCACCCAGUGCAUUAAUCCUUCCGUGUGGAGUGGCCAGGGGGUGCUGUGCCUGCCCCCGGGGCCGGUCUGUGCUCUGUGGGGCCCGGUCUGCGUGGGGACGUGUGACUGUCCCGUGUGCCUGUUGGGGGCAGGGCAGGCGCGUGUUGGGAGAGAGGAGAUGGGGUAUCCGGGGUGUGUGGGUGGCUGUCUGAGGCUCUUGUGUAUGGAUGUCAGGAACAGCAACCAAAAGGUGCUUUUUGGUUCCAGGUCAGGAUUCCAUGUCUGCUUACUUACCAGUUUGUGGCCUGUAUCAUAAGCAGGUUAUUUUCCACCACAUUUUAUCUUGAGAAGCCUUUCUGCAUCUUUCUGAACAUUUCACAGCAUCUAAUGCCAGAGUGUCCGGGGGUCACUGUUAACUGUUGUUCCCUUCAAUGUUUUCAUUGUGAAGCUCCUCAGCUCCUCUGCCGAUGUUGCAGGCGUAGGGUACGCAGAGGUCUGUGUUCGGUGGUUGUUUCCUGGGUGAAACGCAAACAGGCUUGAGUAAAGCUUUGUCUUGUUUAUUCGAUGCACAAAAGUGAUUUCCUAAUGUUUUGCAUUAACUAAAGAAAUCUAAAGAUUAGUGUUCACAUCGGGUAAAAGGAAAUAGUACAGAAAUGCUUUUGUUGGCCAUGACGUAUUUCAAGUGAAAAAUGAAAAGACUAUUAAUUGCUUUGUCUAUGUUUUAAUGACGCCCCAGUUUAGGAUUUUUUUUUCAUGUUCUUCACUAAAAGUGUCCAUGGUGAAUAGGAAUAGUUUUGGGGAAAAACUUUGCCAAACGUAGCCCUAACCAGAGCAAAAGUAUGAUGGUGGCAUAUCUUUCAGUUCAGCCCGAAUUACUCUGUUACUGUGCUGUCAAUUUCACAAGAGUUUCCUUUCCUUCACAGAAGAUACUGGGAGUUUGGAAUGAUGUUCAUUUCUGCUGUCAAAAUGGCAUUCAGUACUAAUUUUAUAAGUGCAUCUUGUGUGAAACUCAAUAAAUUCAAUUUUGUAAUCUUU